Molecule: messenger RNA, 882 nt
Organism: Fimicolochytrium jonesii
Lineage: Eukaryota; Fungi; Chytridiomycota; Chytridiomycetes; Spizellomycetales; Powellomycetaceae
Exons: 2
Coding region: 127-729 (200 amino acids)
Source: RefSeq, a predicted model, not a curated record
CAAUUUGCCGGAGAUGCGAGAAAAAAUCAAUUUUUCAAACGACGAUUCAUCUCGCCUUCAUGGCUCAGUUGGAUAGAGCGUCUGCCUAGUAAGCAGAAGGUCCCGAGUUCGAAUCUCGGUGAAGGCAUGCAGCAACAUCACCGGGAGUCAGGGCGUCAACGAAACGAUGUGGACUUCAAUUUUGCGCAGACUUUGACGAUGCGGACUUCGUUUUGGAUGGGAGAAUGCUAUUCACCUCGAGGUGACGGAAUGGUGCUCGAGGAGAUGUCUGGGGGAGCCCACUUUUCGCCCGGUGCUGCCGCGGCGGCUAACCUGUCGGAAACAUCGUCACCAAGCAAGCGGAGUGUCAUUCUGUUGCCUGCGGAGACUCAGGGCAAGGCGUAUUGCCUCCAAAGCAAGGUACAGUAUACUGCCUUGCUUUCUGCGCAUACUCGACUACAGCGUCGAGCAUACUUUGCGUCACCACGAGGCGCAACGAAAGAUGCAAGCCUAUUCAAAGAUGCUGGCGCGACCGUGAGGAUUGGGCACAGGCGAAGUCGCAGCAUGUCACAGCUACGGAGGUACGAGUCGCGCCAACUUGGACCACCGUCUAAUUCAGCUUUUCUGGUCGCGUGCUGUGAGCGUAACUUCAUGGAGGGAUACCCACCACAUUCGUCUAUUUCGAGCAUUCCCGCUCCGUCCCCGACGAUGCGGUGCCGCUGGAACCAGUUGCCCAAAAAAUCGCAUUAGCCAUUAAAUGAGAAAUAAAUGGGAGUGACGGCCAUGCGACACUGCCCGGCGAAACCCGCCGAGUUGCGAGCGGCCUGAAGUGGGUCAUUUGCCAUCAUUCCAUUACAGCAUCUUGGGAUCCACGACAAGACAAGCGCCGCAAGAUCGCUCGCA